Papaver somniferum (opium poppy) is the source of this 3247-nucleotide messenger RNA. Its product is annotated as WD repeat-containing protein 87-like. The record is from RefSeq and is a predicted model, not a curated record. Bases 1333 to 2952 code for a protein of 539 amino acids. The transcript has 8 exons. NCBI's taxonomy places the organism in Eukaryota, Viridiplantae, Streptophyta, Magnoliopsida, Ranunculales, Papaveraceae.
UAUUUUUUUGAGGGGGAUAAAAUUGAAGUUUGAUAUGUAUGCCAAUUGCCAAACCAAACAGCCCCUCCAGGGAGUGAACUUCGUUAACUCUCUUUCAAGAGCCAAAACUCGCAAUUAAAACCUUGAAUCGAAUCAACAAACAAAAACUCACAAUUCAAACCCUAAUUUGAAUCCACAGAAGAAGCGACAGCAGAUUAUUGACUUGGAAAGUAACUAAAAGAUGGCUGGUGGUAAGUCUAAUGGAGGAAAGGCCCCAGGGAAACAUCAACAUGCAGCUAAGGUUGCACCAAUCACCGGAAGAACGAAGAAGUCUCGCAGACGCGACUGUCCUGGCAGUGUUGUUCCUCGAGUGUGUGAAAUAAUGGAGCACCCUAUAAACGUAACUUGCCGAUCGAGACCCAACUGUAUUAAGGACUACACAAGCCAAUUGGAUGGUACAUAUCUUAAAAUGUUCGAAGACAGUUGCUUUGGGCAUCUUAUGCACUUACCAAGUGUUUCGUUUUGUUUGAAUCUCGUCCAUAAUGUAUUGUUGAGGAGAAAAGAUACUUCAAAAGAGGACGACGUGGAGGAGGCUAUGUCCUUUAUUAUUGGCAAUCAAGAGAUAUGUUUUGGAGAAAGAGAGUUCGCAAUGAUGUCGGGGUUAAACUUUUAGGGGACUGAAAAAAUAGACAUGAACCAUAACAAGAUACCUCUCAUGGAAGCCCAUUUUCCAGGUCAGAAAAAUGUUAAGUUGUCAGACAUGAUAGAGAAAUUCAAACAACUGCCAAACAGUGAGGACAAACUAAAGCUAGGCUUGCUCUGCAUCGCUGAAAAUGUAAUUAUGGGCAUUGGGUUAGAUGUCAACGUAAAUAAGCGUCGUUUCUUCCUAGUUAACAACCUCAAGGAGUUCAACAACUACCCUUGGGGAAAGCUGUCAUACAGAGUGACAAGACGUUCUCUCAUCAAUGCGUCAAAUAAAACAGAUGUUUCCAAAGUGGAAAAAAUACUUGGCGCAUUGGUUUAUAAUUUGUAUGGAUUCCCACAUGUUUUUCAGGCUUGGAUUUUCCAAACUAUACCGAUUUUAACAGAGAAGUAUGCCGUCAAAAACAAAGAUCGCCCUCAGGCCCUUCACCCACGUAUCUUGCAGUUCAAAGUGACUAGAGCUCGUGGACCAUUGCAUAAACAAAUCCUGAAAGAAUUGAGCUGUGUAGAGGGGAGGAAUUCUCUCUUGCCAUGCUAUUCUAAUUCAAGUAAUCUGACACCUGACCUCUUUAACCUUUCGUUUCCUUUUUCUUGUAGAUUAAGGUUUUGUCACCUUUACACCCUACAAAAGAAGAACUAAAAGAAGGCUACAUGGCUGGAUUUUUAAGUGAUGAGGACGUUUCAGGAGCCACAGGACAUGAAAAUGAUCCAAGCAUCCAAGAGCUUGAUAACGAAGACGAAACUACCGAAGAAUGGGAAGCGAAUUAUUAUUCUAACCCCACGAAUUCCUUGGAGGAUGCCUCUGCCGUCAAGGACAAAGGACUAUCAAGUGAUAGGGAGGUUUCAGGAGCCAAAGAGCAUCAAAAUGAUUCAUGCAUCCAAGAGCUUAAUGGCGAAGAUGAAGCUACCAAAGAAAGGGAAGCAACUUCUUGCUCCAACUCCUCUAAUUCCUUGAGGAUUGGGAAGCAAAAUUGCACCAAAGAAGUUAUAACUUUAGCAGGUGGUGAGGAUCAAGAUGUUGAGUGUCUUGACGAUUUGAAGUUCAAACUCAGAAGGGAGAUUGAUAAACUUAACAAAGAAAGGGAGGAAUUGGGGAUUGAUCGUUAUAAGCUUUUGGAAGAAAACGCUAUACUUAAUUUCAAGAAGUUAAAACUUGGAAGAGAUACCGAGUUACUCAACGAGGAGAAGACGAAACUGCGAAGUGAUGUUGAACUGCUAAUCAAAGAAAAGUCUAUUGUCCAAGGUGAGAUUUGUUUGCUCAAUGAAAAGAAGAUUAUUCUGGAAAGUGAAAUUGAAUUAUUUGGUAAUGAGAAGACUAACUUGGGCAAUGAGACUGAGUUGCUCAACAAGGAGAAGACAAAACUGCAAAGUGAUCUUGAAUUUCUCAACAGAGAAAAGUCUGCACUACAAGGUGAUAUUUGUUCGCUCAAUGGAAAGAAGACUACACUACAAGAUGAUAUUUGUUCGCUCAAUGAAAAGAAAACUACGGUACAAGAUGAUAUUUAUUCGCUCAAUGAAACGAAAGCUACGGUACAAGAUGAUAUUUGUUCACUCAAUGAAAAGAAGUUUAUUGUGCAAGGUGAUGUUUGUUGGCUCAAUGAAAAGAAGAUUACAGUACGGGAUGAUAUUUGUUCUAUUACUGAAAAGAAGACUACAAUACAAGGUGAUAUUCGUUCACUCAGUGAAAAGAAGACUACUCUGGAAAGUGAAAUUGAAUGGCUUAGCAGUCAGAAGACUAAUUUGGGAAAUUAUAAUGAGUUGCUUAACAAGGAGAAGACGAGAUUGCAGACUGAAACUGAGAUUCUCAUUAAGGAGAGAACAGAACUUCAAAGUGAUUUAGAAUUUCUCAACCAAGAGAAAACUGAAUUGGGAACGAAUGUUAAGUUCCUCCAAGAUGAGAAGAAUAAACUGCAAUCUGACAUUGAAUUUCACAAUGGAGAGAAGGCUGAAUUUAUACGUUCCGUGACGGCUGAUCUUAGUAAGUCCUUUUAUGAACGUGAGAAAACAUUGGCUGAGAAUGAAAAAAUGUUCAUAGAACUUAAAGAGAUGAACCAAACAUUGGUUGCUGAGGAAAAGUUUUACACUGAAGAGCUUCAGGAAGCUCGCCAAGUACUUAUCAAGGAUAUGGAGUCAGAAAAGGCAACCACAAAUACGGUGAUUGGAGUAGAAAAGAGAAAGAGAAGAGAUCCAGAGCUGUGGAAUUUCAGAAAGAACAAGAGAGCCACGCUGAAAGAAGUGAUUUGUUUUCAAUUGAACCGUACAGAUAAGUAAAAGAGACCAACUUCUACAUGAGCCUUGUGUAAGAACGUGGUAAUGUCCAGUUUUUGGAGUACACUAGUGGGAGGAUGCUAACAUAAUAUCUAGUUGUAAACGUGUGUGAAAGAAUUAGGUGACAGGAAAAUGGAAGAUAUGAAAUGAUAUAAUGUAGAUGUUACGGGUCUGCUCAUGAUGUGAAGCUGAAUUUCAAACUUGUAAAUGUUUAGAAUAUGAAAUGUAAAACUGCUUCCAAGUUAGCCUUUUUAAGAAAAUGCUUUAUCCUCUCCUAUGUUGGGGGUGUGCUUAUUCA